Molecule: messenger RNA, 4515 nt
Organism: Aspergillus homomorphus CBS 101889
Lineage: Eukaryota; Fungi; Ascomycota; Eurotiomycetes; Eurotiales; Aspergillaceae
Product: putative cell polarity protein (Tea1)
Exons: 4
Coding region: 1-4515 (1504 amino acids)
Biological process (GO): regulation of cell shape
Molecular function (GO): protein binding
Source: RefSeq, a predicted model, not a curated record
AUGGCAUUCCUGUUUAAAUCGAAGAAGCACCAGCAGGGUUCUGGACUACCUCCGGCGACAAGAGGUAAUCAUAGCUCCGAAGGGGCACCCGCAAACCCACCCCCGACUACGGCCACCGGGCCGAAGGAACGAGAUCCAGCUCAUUCCCAGACACCCACGCCCAGCAGCAGCUAUAAUAAUUCCUUGAAUUCGGUGCACAGCACCAACAGCCCAGAUAAUCCACGGUUGCGACAAAGGGCCGAAUCUGAGUCGCAGGGCCAACGACCGCAGCAACCGCAACCGGCAAAUAGUACCAAUUCCUCCCCGAAUAACAGUCCCGGUGCCUCUCUCUAUCCCUGGUCGCAGAGAAGACUUAAUUUCUCGAAUCCUCAAAAUGUCCCCUUUCCGCGAUAUGGGGCAGCGAUCAACGCGGUUGCGUCGAAGGAAGGAGAUAUUUACAUGAUGGGCGGCUUAAUAGAUGGAUCAACGGUCAAAGGAGAUCUCUGGGUGAUGGAAAGCAGUGGGGGGAGCUUGUCUUGUUUCCCGAUCGCUACUGUAUCCGAAGGGCCCGGUCCCCGAGUCGGCCACGCAAGCUUGUUAGUUGGCAACGCUUUCAUUGUGUUUGGUGGUGACACCAAGGUGGACGAGAGCGACACAUUAGAUGCCACUCUCUAUCUGCUCAAUACGUCUUCCCGUCAAUGGUCGAGGUCGAUCCCCCCUGGACCCCGUCCAGCUGGACGUUACGGCCAUACUCUUAACAUCCUAGGCUCUAAACUUUAUGUGUUUGGUGGACAGGUUGAGGGCUUCUUUUUCAACGAUCUGGCUGCAUUUGAUCUCAAUCAACUCCAAAGUACCGCCAAUAAGUGGGAGUUUCUGAUUCGAAACAGCCAUGAGGGCGGUCCGCCCCCUGGCCAGAUUCCUCCCGCUAGAACGAACCAUACGAUCGUGAGCUUCAACGACCGGCUCUAUUUGUUUGGAGGAACAAAUGGCGUACAGUGGUUCAACGAUGUGUGGUGCUAUGAUCCGCGUGCCAAUGCUUGGACUCAAUUGGAUUGCGUCGGAUUUAUCCCAACGCCUCGGGAAGGACACGCUGCAGCUAUUGUCAACGACGUGAUGUACAUCUUCGGAGGCCGAACGGACGAGGGUAUCGAUUUGGGCGACCUCGCUGCUUUCCGCAUCACAACCCGACGAUGGUAUUCCUUCCAGAACAUGGGUCCUGCGCCGUCCCCGAGAUCAGGUCACAGCAUGACAGCAUUUGGGAAACAGAUCAUUGUCUUGGCCGGCGAGCCAAGCUCUGCACCGCGCGAUCCUAUAGAACUUAGCAUGGCAUAUAUCCUGGAUACUGCCAAGAUCCGUUAUCCGGCCGAAAAUCAAGGCGGAGAAAGAGGUCCAAUCCAGACGAUGCGGAAAAUGAGCGGAGAUCGCUCCGCCCAACCGACUGGACGGUCCUCUCGUGAGGCACAACAUCCGCAUCCGGAACCGCAACGGCGAGGACCUGUGCAGCCGCGCGAGAACGUGGUAACGAGUCCAACGGGCAGGCCGGCAGAUUUUGGGCCGAAUUCAGGACCCGGCUCUCGGCUGCCCAGAGCAUCCAUAGCCCAGGCGCCACCGUCAGGGCCCCCUCCCCCGGGCCAAGCUCCCACACCCGGUCCUAGGGGGAGUGGUCCCCAACAUGCCGUCAAUCCCAGGAGCAAAACUCCCACCAAAACAGAGCGUGUCUUUGGGGGGGCUCCGGUGGAUACUGUUCGCGCCAUGGCACCCGAGAAGGACAGGGAAUCGCCGGCGGCUACCAAAGAUUCACCAAAAGACUUUAGGCCGGUACAAGAUACAAACACCCCGCCUACCGGUCAACGUACGCCCAUUCAACAACAAUCAAGAAUGUCUGCCAAGGCCAUGGAGGCCGGUGAAGCUGCUCCCCUGAUCAGUGCGCCUGCUCGGCAAAGGUCGUUGCGACAGAACCGGCAGCGAGGCUCUAUGGAUAGCGCUGAUGAGUCUAUCCUGGGUCGCAAUGCCAGUAUUGAUGGUUCGAUUGAGUCUCGCAGCUACAGGAAUUCGAGAUCCGGCGAUGAGCCACGGUCUCCCCGGUUGAAUGCCCACCAGGAGGCCCUGAUCAAGGAACUCGAAGCGGUGAAGAGUCGCAACGCAUGGUACGCUUCCGAGCUUGCUUUGGCCAAGAAGGCUGGAUACACACCAAAUUCGGCCAAUAGUCCUGUGAUGGACGAGCGUGCCACGGACGCAUUGACUGAGGAAGACCGUCCCUUGAUCGAAGCCUUCCUUGCAAUGAGAGCGGAGCUUGCGAAGAUGCAAGCGACUGUGGAUCGACAGGCCGCCAUAGCAUCAAAACGGGUUGCGGAAGUUGAACAUCAACGCGACGUCGCUGUCAACGAGGCAGCCUACUCUCGCGCCAAGUUGGCCGCUCACGGUGGCAGUCAGAGAGGUACUCCACAGCCCGAUGGGCCCGCGCAGGACUCGGAUGAAGCCAUCUCGGAACGAAGUACGGAAAUCAGCAGAAGGCUAGCUCUGGCGCUUGCGGCCCAAAAUGACCUCAAGUCGAAGCUUGAGAUGAUGACGACCGAAUACGAACAGGAAAAGCGGGGCAGGGAACUGGCCGAAGAGACAUGUGAAGCGACGAGACGGAGGCUGGCAGAACUCGAAAUGAACAACAAUAAGCUGGAAGCGGAAAGCCUUCGUGCCGAACUUCAUCAGGCGGAAGCCUCCGUCAGGGAGGAGUCCAUGCUCCGUUCUGAGGCCGAGUCCGCUGUGAAACAACUGACUCUGGAUAAGGAGGAAUUAACGCAGAAGCUGGAAGAGUCUACUUCGCGACUCAGGGAUUACGGUAACAACCUUGGCAGCCUUCGGGAAGCGGUGACCGCCUCCUCUGACAAGUCUGCCCUUCUGGAACGACAAUUGGACGAUGAGCGUGAGCGUCGGGAGGGACUGGAGAGAAAGCUUCUCCAGUUGAGGUCGGAACAUGAAGAGCGUACUGCUGAACUUGAAAAUGCCACCCGACGCCUGAAAGAUGUCGAGGAGCUUAUCGAGAUUCACGCGAAAGAAGCAGAGACGCACAAGAACGCGUUUCUGUCGGGUCUUGAUCGCGCCUCCUCUUUCGAUUCGGACACGUCCCUUCGCUCUCUCUCCGAUCAGCGUGUUUCGGUCUUGGAAGCUCAGGUUGAAAGGGCCAAUGAGUUGGCUAAGACCAGCCAAGCGGCUGCGAACGAGGCGGCAGAAAAGCUUCGCCGUGCUGAGGAACGGAUCGCAGGACUGGAGGCAUACCAGGAGCAGGCUAGCAGGGAAGGCUUGCAACUCCGCAGGCAACUCCAAGCCGCCAUGAAAGAAAGUCAAACCCAUGCCGCCGACAACCGGGAGUUGAAGGCGCAGUUGGAGAAUCAUCAUCGCGAGGCGGGUGCGCUCGCCGUGCAACACGCGGCUCUCAAAGAUCUUCUUGGUGAGCGUGGUGUUUCAUACUCUGAUAGCCGUCGCUCGCCUCACCUGGAGUCCCCCGGAUCUCGGUUUGGUACGCCUGAGGCAGGUCGCCUUCGCGAACUAGAACAACAACUCUCCGCUAGCAUGAAAGCUCACGAGGAGCUGAAGUCAUCUUUCGAGUCUCGUGAGCAGGAGGCCGACCGCACGUACAGAGAGAAGCUAGAGCAACUCGAGAACGAUUACCAGUCUGCCGUCCAUUAUGUCAAGGGCACGGAGAAGAUGCUGAAGCGCAUGAAGGACGAACUAGCCAGGUACAAGUCGCAAAAUGCCAAGCUCCAAUCUGAACUGGACGAUGCACAGUCCGCCCUGGCGGAAGCCUCAGCCGGGCCGUCAGAAGCCCCAGCUGAGUGGGAAGCGGAGCGCUCCAGACUCGAGAAAUCGAUCUCAGAUCUACAGCGGGAAUCAUCGGCUUCGAUUGCCACUUUGGAGGAGCAGAUUGCAAGACUCAGAGAUGAACUUGCUGUUCUUGAGGCUGAUAAGGCAAAAUCUCGAUCCGAGCUUGAGCACGUACAACAGGAGCUCACGGCCGCUGCUGAACGGAGUCGCGUGGAGCUAGAGCAGCUCAAGACUGAGAACGCAUUGCUUGAAAACCGGGCAUCCGAUGCUGAGCAGAAGGUCACCAUGCUUCUUGAUCAGGUUGAAGCGUCUGUCGGACAAUUUCGUCGUCAAUCGCAGCCUGUGCAGAUGAAUGGCAUUUCGCGCACCCACAGCAACGCUUCGAGCAAUACCGUCGGUGCAGCAAGCCGUCGGUCAAGAGCUGACAGCACUUUGUCCCAGGAUGAUGCCUUCCCUGACAACCGUAAUUCCAUGGCCCUGGAUUCGUUGGCGAAUGAGCUGGAAGCUCUGCGUAGCCACUGGGAGAGCACGAACCGCAAUUACCGGUUAAGCACGCAGUCCGAAUUCGAUCGAACCCCAACAAAGGAGACGGGAUUGAGUGACAGCCUGGCUGAAUGGAGACGGCGAUUGGAUGAAGAUGAGGCCAGAGCCGGCUCCCCCGAAAAGAUUCAACCCCGAAAUGCUGCAGCACAUCAUGCCACCGCGAACAUGAUCUGA